AUGAAGAUUUCAACAGGACUUUUCCAACUAAACAAUGUGGCGUAUAUACCAUCUUUUCAUGCGUCUCUUGCAUCACUCACUAGGUUACAAUCUGCAGGAAUUUCGUGGAAUCCACAGACAGGAUGCAUUUUCAAUUCUGAAAAAACAAUUUGCUUUACAAAAAAAUUGUUCAACCAAUACGUUAUCGAGUAUAACAAAUUUGAACCAGUAAUUACUAAAUCUUCACUUUCUACAGAGGGUUCAGAUAUAAAAUCUGUAACACCAACAGAUAUUACAAUCUGGCAUGAACGACUUGGACAUCCUUCUAGUCAAUUACUCGAAAAAGUUUUAAAAAAUCAUUCUUUAUUACCGAUUGAAAUUGAAAAAGAACUAGAGAACUGUGAGCCUUGCAAGCGUGCAAAAGCAAACAGGGUAGUAGCGUUCUUGGUCAAGUAUAAUUAUAAAAAACCAAUUUUUUUCCGCGCAAUUUCAAAUUUAUCUAUUCAAAAGCUUUUAAAUUUUAUUAAUGUUCAGAAAUUUGUAAAAACUAAAUUUUUACUUGAAAUCUACAUUUUUUAUCGAGAUGAUGGUGUUUCUUUGCAACAAGAAUAUCAAAAGUUUAUCACAGAUCAUGGAAUCUUAGACGAGCUUACUGCGCCUCAUAAACCUGCUCAAAACGGCUCUGCUGAGCGUUCUGGGGGGGUAAUUUCUACAAAAACGCGCACAAUGCGUAUUUCUUCGAGUUUACCAAAAUUUCUCUGGCCCGAAAUUUGGAAAAUAGUGGUAUUUAUUUACAAUCCCCGCUUUUAUCAUAAAUCAAGAAUUAGGUCAAAUUUUAUUCUACAAUUUUCGACCCAAAUUGGAAGCGAUAAAGAGAGCUGGAUAUCUCCAACAGAAAAAAUGGUUAUCUUGCUUAAGAAAAACCAACAACAUACCCCAUCUAUAUCGAAAGACUUGUCAGUUCACCACACAUAUGGAUAA
Molecule: messenger RNA, 960 nt
Organism: Blumeria graminis f. sp. triticale
Lineage: Eukaryota; Fungi; Ascomycota; Leotiomycetes; Helotiales; Erysiphaceae
Source: the annotation of a GenBank genome assembly